UAAAAAAAAAAGGCUAUACCGCCUCUCCCCAUCUCCUUGCCGAGCCCCACAGCCCCCUCGCUUCUUCCUCCUCGCGCGCGAGCGCCGCCACUCAUCCCGCUGCCGAGCGCCCGAGCCUACUUCGUCUUCCUCCUCGCUCGAGCGCCUCCACCGCAGGGGAGGGAGGUUCUGAUUGGUGUUGAUUGUAGACUGGUGAUGGGGGAGGCUGACGAUGCUAGGGACGCGGUAGUGGAAGAGAUGGAUGUGGACGGUGGCGAGAGGCACCGUAGCAAGGAGAGGAGGGAGAGGCACAGAAGGGAGGAGAAGGAUCACCAUGCUAGUGGGAGGAGGGACAGGGAUAGGGACAAAGAUAAGGAUGAGAGAAGGAGGGACAAGGAUGAUAGCAAGCAUAGGGAUAGGGAUAGAGAUAGGGAGAGAGACAGGGAUAUCAGCAAGCACAGGGAAAGGGAUUCAGAGCGUGAUCGUGGCCGCGACCGUGAUCGAGGGAAGGAUCGGGAAAGGGAUACAGAGCGGGAGCGUGAUAAGGAAAAGGAGAGGAGGGAUAGGGACAAGGAGAGGAACCGCAACCGAGACAAGGACAAGGAGAAAGAGAGACCGGAGAAGGAGGAUAGAGAACGUGAGAAGUCAAGGGGGAAGGAUCGACAAGAUGCAGAUUUGUCUAAGAGCGACGAGGGAGACCAGAAGAAGGGAGUUGAUCCUCCGCGGGAGGCUGAGCAGACCUCCACAUCUACCCUCAGGGAACGCAUUGAGAGGGCAAAGGAAGAAAGAUGGAAGGAUAAAAAGGAAGGGGGCAUACUGGAUGACAAAGAUGAUGCUUCUGAGAUCUUAUCAUGGGUAGGCAAGAGUCGUAAACUUGACGAAAAAAGACAAGCUGAACAAGAGAAGGCAUUACGUCUUGCACGAGUAUUUGAGGAACAGGAUGACAUGUUAGCAGAAAAUAGUGAUGACGACGAUGAGGAGGAUAAACACGGCGGAGACCACUUGUCUGGAGUGAAGGUUCUUCAUGGGCUUGAUAAGGUCAUAGAAGGCGGAGCAGUUGUCAUGACUCUCAAAGAUCAGAGUAUUCUGGCUGAUGGGGAUAUCAAUGAAGAGGCUGAUAUGCUUGAGAACAUUGAGAUUGGUGAGCAGAAGCAAAGAAAUGAAGCCUACAAGGCUUCACAAAAGAAAGGAACAUAUGAUGACAAGUUCAAUGAUGAUCCGUUGUCAAAGAAACCUAUGCUCUCACAUUAUGAUGACCCAAUGGAAGAUGAGGGAGUGACACUUGAUGAAGGUGGACGCUUCACUGGUGAAGCAGAGAAGAAGUUGGAAGAGCUCCGCAAAAGGAUUGAAGGUGGACAUGUUCUGAAAAAGACAGAAGACCUUACUUCUGCAGCAAAGAUGGCAUCAGAUUACUUUACACCUGACGAAAUGCUUCAGUUUAAAAAACCAAAGAAAAAGAAAUCCAUUAGGAAGAAAGAAAAGCUAGAUCUCGAUGCACUUGAAGCAGAAGCGAUUGCUUCUGGACUCGGAGCAGCUGAUCUUGGGUCCAGGAAAGAUGGUAAACGGCAGUCUGCUAGGGAGGAAGAGCAAAAGGCUGAUGCUGUAAAGAGAAGCAGUGCAUAUCAAAUAGCCAUCACAAAGGCUGAAGAGGCAUCAAAAGCAUUGCGAGAGGAGAAAAUGUCUGGUAAAUCUGCUCAAGAGGAAGAACUGGUUUUUGGUGAAGAUUAUGAAGAUCUGCAGAAAUCUCUGGAGCAAGCAAGGAAGCUAUCUCUAAGGAAGCAGGAAGAGGCUGCAGGUUCUGGUCCUCUGGCCUUCGCAGAACUGGCUAGUGCAAACAAGGGCCAGGCAGAUGCAGAUGCAGCAGAGAGCUAUACACAGCAGAAUAAGGUUGUUAUCACGGAGAUGGAAGAGUUUGUGUGGGGCCUGCAGUUGAAUGAAGAAACACGCAAGCCAGAAGCAGAAGAUGUGUUUAUGGAUGAAGAUGAUGAUACCAUGCCUUUAGGUACUCUAGCAAAAGAUGACAUACGCGGUUUGCCAGUGAUCAAAGAAGAAACCAUCGUUGAAGACCCAGUAAAGGAUGAAGAGGAAGAAGUCAAACCAAAUGAUGUUGUACAUGAAGCUGCAGUUGGCAAGGGUUUGGGUGGUGCUUUGAAGUUUCUUCAGGAGCGAGGGACCCUCAACGAGGGCACAAAUUGGGGAGGCAGAACCACCGAUAAGAAGAAAAGCAAGCUUAUUGGUAUUGAGGAUGGACCAAAAGAAAUUCGCAUAGAAAGAAUGGAUGAAUUUGGUCGAGUGAUGACACCUAAAGAGGCAUUUAGGGAUCUUUCGCACAAAUUCCAUGGCAAGGGGCCAGGUAAAAUGAAGCUGGAAAAACGGCAGAAGAAGUACCAGGAUGAUUUGAAGACAAAGCAAAUGAAAUCUUCUGACACGCCUUUAAUGUCCGCGGAAAAGAUGAGAGAGGCUCAAGCUCGUGGCCAAACACCAUACCUUGUUUUAAGUGGCAAUGCAAAAUCAGGUUCUACGGGUGACGCUAGUGGCUUUGCCAGCGUGGAGAAAGCGCAUCCUGGGAGCCUGACGCCCAUGCUUGGGGACAAAAAGGUUGAGCACUUUCUGGGCAUCAAACGAAGCGCCCAGGCUGGAAGCAUGCCUCCGCUACCUCCAAAGAAGCCCAAGAACUGAAGUUGCAGUGGACUUCACUGCGAGUAGGAUUGUAGGAGGAGCCAGUGGUACUACUAGCUUUCUAGCGAAUCUGCUGCUCUGCAAUCUUGGGAGCAGAUUUUGAGUCGCCGACAUGGAAAACAGCGCCAGGUACCCACAGCGCCACAUGCAGCAGCAUCCUCAAAUGCGCUCAAAUGUUUGCGAACCUGUAAAUUUUUAAUCCUAAGCUGAUUUUGUGGUUACGGUCUGACACAGGUGAUGUAAUUUUUUGUAAUCCAACGGUACAUAUCCAUGCACGCUCUACCAGUUGGGGAGAGAGAGGGAGGGAGAGAGAUUGAAGAACACAAGUGAUUCAUAUAUGCUGUUUUCCUGCCACAUUAAUUGUGUUUAAACUGGAGUUAUGGUCACUGACAGUUCAAUUUUGGGCAGCUUUUAAUUGUCUGCAUUAAGGUUCACAGACUCUGGUGGUACUUUCAAAAAGUAAUACUAUUGAUUGUCAUCUGGAGGCCAGAUAA
Messenger RNA from Brachypodium distachyon (stiff brome), 3152 nucleotides. Its product is annotated as SART-1 family protein DOT2. The transcript has 13 exons. The coding region runs from base 196 to 2658 and encodes 820 amino acids. NCBI's taxonomy places the organism in Eukaryota, Viridiplantae, Streptophyta, Magnoliopsida, Poales, Poaceae. Gene Ontology annotation, cellular component: U4/U6 x U5 tri-snRNP complex. Gene Ontology annotation, biological process: mRNA cis splicing, via spliceosome; maturation of 5S rRNA. The record is from RefSeq and is a predicted model, not a curated record.